Molecule: messenger RNA, 658 nt
Organism: Dendrobium catenatum
Lineage: Eukaryota; Viridiplantae; Streptophyta; Magnoliopsida; Asparagales; Orchidaceae
Exons: 2
Coding region: 133-468 (111 amino acids)
Source: RefSeq, a predicted model, not a curated record
AAUUUAAUAUUCGAUCGAGAAGAUAGGGAGAGAAGAAGAAGAACGGGGUCGGGCGGAGGCCGGCGGAUAUCGGAAAAUGGAGUCGGCUUCCGGUGCGCGGAGCUGUGGUCGAAUACCUUAAUCCCAUCCGACAUGGCUUCCGGAUCCGAAUCCAUUAACCAGUUCAAAGUUCCAGGAUACCAAGAUCAGGCCUCAGUUAAUUCCUACCAUAGCUCUGGAUCAAUCGGUCUGUUCAUAGCGGUGAUGUUUGUGAUAAUAGUUCUUGCUGCGCUUUCCUGCAUCUUUGGAAGAGUUUGCGCUUCUGAGAUGGCAGAGGGUCCAGAUUCAUCUUAUGAUUGCUUGAGUUGGGUACGGCGAAGUUAUCAGCGCAGCAGAUGUGGUUUUAGUCAUUGCAUCAUGAGAGAAGCAAAAUUGGAUUUAAGGGUUAAAGAGGGCUCACAGUUUUCCCCUCCAUCUUCACAGCCAUAAGGUCUUGUAACUUGUGAGGGCAUGCAUGUUAAUAUUCCUUUGUUUUUUAGUUCAUCUGGUUAUAGUUUGCAAUUUGUACAGCGGGCUUGGAUGCUAAUUUUUUUUUUUUUUUUUAUGUUCCUUUGCUUAUGAACUACUUUGGUUAUUAUUUAUCCUCUCUUAAGAUGAAGAUUGCAGAACUUAAACUCCA